GACUGUCUCGUCUCUCUGAUUCUAAAAACGACGGCGUGUGAUAACUGGAGAGAACGACAACGUUAUCCACAACCCACAACCCACAACAGCAGAGACAGAAGAGACUCUCCCAACCGCCUUGGCGCCAACUCUCUGACGCCCCAAAAUGAGUCUCGCCUGCAAAACCCUAGUACGUACGUCUCUGUAUUCCGUAUCUUUCGGUCUCCGGCGCAAUACGCCGACAUUCUCUUCCUUUUCACCCACCGCCGCCACCACCACCACCGUUGGAUUUUCUCCAAAACAAGGGCUAAGGCUGGUCCGGUCCACAGCUACCUAUGCUUCAAUUGAAUUUGAUGAUGGAGCUCCUUCGCUUUCAGUCGAAGACGACGAGGCUUUAACCCUAAUAACCCAAAACCUAGAAGAAGUACCAGAGAACCCUGCGAAGGACAAUGUGGCGCACUUGCUCACCCACUCAGACGACGUCGCAAGUCUCAUGAAGAUGGAACGGCGUCGUCUUGGUGAAGAACGACAGUCGGCGUCGGGUAAGUGGUUCCCUUACCUGGAUCGGUACAAGUGCGGCGGGAGCUCCUCCUACUUAAGCAGCGAGGAGUUACUGGAAGCUCUGGAUUCGCACAUACUGGACGCCAGGAAGCAGAGGUUUAAGGAUGUGGUUAGAAAUCGGAGCUACUCGGUGUGUUUGGUGGUCGAAGGGCUUAGUGAUUUCGGAAACGUUUCGGCUGCGUUUCGUUCCGCCGAUGCGCUUGGCUUUCAAUCGGUUCAUGUCGUCUCCUGCGACAGCUCCAAAAGGUAUAGAGAAAAUCGCCAUGUUAGCAUGGGUGCAGAGAAAUGGUUGGACAUUGAACUUUGGGACUCCCCACAGGAUUGCUUUCAAGUUCUUAAAUCACGUGGUUAUCGAAUUGCCACAACUCAUGUGGGAAUGGAUGCGGUGUCCAUUUACGAGAUGGAUUGGUCAUGCCCAACUGCAAUAGUAGUUGGUAAUGAGAAUAGGGGUAUAAGCGACGAAGCCCUGGAAUUGUCGGAUUUUCAUUGCAGUAUUCCAAUGAAGGGCAUGGUGGAUUCUUUUAACGUUUCAGUUGCUGCAGGCAUACUCAUGCACCAUGCUGUUUGUGACAGAACUUCUCGCCUGGGCUUUCAUGGUGAUCUGACAUCAGAGGAAAGACAAAUUCUACUAGCAGAGUUCUUUUUGCGCCAUAGCAAGAGUUCGAUUAGCAUUGCUCACGAGUUUGCAAAGCGGAAGGGGGCUAUGCUCACACCAAAGUUUUGAUAGCUAGUUUAUCAUUUGUCAUCCUCUCACCGAUGAGGAUGUUCCGAAGACUCCAGAAUGAAAGGAAAAAGAGUGCAGAGAAGUGACAGAAAACAUGAAAGAUCAUAUUCAACUUUUCCAAGGCCAAAAAGAAGUGAUCAUACCAUAUAUGGGUUUUUUUAUUUUUUGAGAAACACCAAGAAGGAUUAUGUUAAUUUCUGCAUCCCCAUUUAAAUAUUUUGGGUUUUGUUCUUGAAAUGGUGGAAAUAUCAUAAUUUUGAAAUUUUUUUUGG
Messenger RNA from Ziziphus jujuba (common jujube), 1536 nucleotides. RefSeq lists its product as uncharacterized. Gene Ontology annotation, molecular function: RNA binding. The record is from RefSeq and is a predicted model, not a curated record. The transcript is spliced from 5 exons. NCBI's taxonomy places the organism in Eukaryota, Viridiplantae, Streptophyta, Magnoliopsida, Rosales, Rhamnaceae. Gene Ontology annotation, biological process: tRNA guanine ribose methylation. Bases 146 to 1264 code for a protein of 372 amino acids.